Messenger RNA from Scutellospora calospora, 305 nucleotides. NCBI's taxonomy places the organism in Eukaryota, Fungi, Glomeromycota, Glomeromycetes, Diversisporales, Gigasporaceae. The record is from the annotation of a GenBank genome assembly.
AAGCGGAUACAAGAUCUAGGAUAAACGCUUUAGAACUUCCAAUACUCUUGUUUGAACUUUAUUAUGACUAUAAUGAAGAACCAAAUAAUCAUUCAGUUAUUAAAAAGAUUUUCCCUUUCAGUAGUAAAAGAAGAAUGGUAAUGGAAAUUAAGCCAUAUGUUCGUGAUGAACAAUAUGGAAAGAAUAAGAAUUUAUUUCGACGAAAUACAGCUAUAAGUGGUGUAUCAUUAGGACAGAUUUUAGAUGCUUGGACGAAUCCUCAGGUUUCUCGUCAUCAUCAAAAUCCGAGAUCUGAUUAUGAAUAA